Emericellopsis atlantica is the source of this 1216-nucleotide messenger RNA. RefSeq lists its product as uncharacterized. Bases 148 to 858 code for a protein of 236 amino acids. The record is from RefSeq and is a predicted model, not a curated record. The transcript has a single exon. NCBI's taxonomy places the organism in Eukaryota, Fungi, Ascomycota, Sordariomycetes, Hypocreales, Bionectriaceae.
CCAUAUAUGUUGGGGCAAUAGCGCACAGUGUCAGGUUGGCUUUCAACAGAACCAACAACACCCCGAGUGCAUGUAACGUGAUCUCUAUCGCACCAGCAACAUGAACCUACCCCUCUCCGACACUCGUGACCUAUCUUUACCACCACGAUGCUUCUUCUUACCCUGCUUUCUAUCAUGGUUCCAAACCCCUUCCAAGCUUGUGAAGGUGCGGCAACCUUCCAGGAGGAGUACCGGGGCAGCUUCAGGCCGGACUUUGUUCAAACAUCGAUCGGCCACCAGAUCGUGGCACCGGAUUCUCCUUACGUCGCCGUCGCAGGACAGAAGCAGCUAUACUUCCUUGAUACCCGCCACCACCCUGAUACCGCAGCCCAUAUCAAGAACCAGAUCGAGAAGGCAUCCGUGACGAAGGAUGACGAGCUCAUCUUCAUUGACGAGAUCGAGGUCACGGCAGAAGUGAGAAAUGGAAUCACCGGUGAAACGACAUUCGUGUUUGACCCCCCUUACGCCAGGGUCAUAUUUGCGGCCACCUUUAACAGAGCCAACCCGGACCUCAAGCUGCCAGUACAUGGGCCUCCCGGUGAUUGGCGAGUAGAAUACGAGCCUCAGGACUCACUGGAGAAAGGAGCCACGAGCUGCCUCCACUACGGUUGCCAUACCAGUUCGGACGAUCUUGUUCAGUCUAACAGCCGGGUUGACAACUAUUGUACCGUAGGGCAGAGCAACGCUAGAGGCAUCUGCAGCCCUCUCUGCGGGAGGAAGGUUGAUACACCAAGAAUGGACGGGGAGACUGACGCCGACUACUAUCAACGGAUGGACAAGCUGCACUGGGGUGACGAGACUAUCUCGGAUGCGGAGUAGGGCGAGAAAGCGCAAAUUAGGACCUUGAGGGAGGAAACAAGGUUUUAUUCGGUCAGGGACUCAGGAGAUGGAAGAGAGGAGGAUCACCAAGUUCUACAGGCUCUCAUCCAUUCAACACUCGUCGAUUCACAUCUACUCGACCUAGCGAGCGCUCAGUUCUAGCCUACAGGAAGGAGUAGCACUUCGAUACUACGUAGGUUACAUUAUAUACCAGCAUGUAGCACGCAUCUAGCAAGUAGUUGCUAGCACUCACGAACUGCCAGCGCUCUCAAAAUGGCUGGGAGGUAAACGGAAAGAAUGAUGUAGCUAAGUAGUCUAGAUGACGGUUCGUAAUGCCAAACAGUGAGACUUAGACUUG